UCGCGCGGAGGAAACGUGCGGCGCUAGUCAGUGACAGACAAGAUGGCGGAGUGCCUGGUGGUGCAGUGGUAGCGCAACGGUGCACGCACGUACCGCGCCAACGUGUGCAGCAACGGGGUUAGGAACAGCGAGUGCGGCAGUUGAGUGCGGAACGAGCAGCGGGGAUGGAGCAGGCACUCGCGGCGACGACGCGACGUCGCGGCCACCAGCAUCACCCGCGACACACCACGCGACGACGUCUCGACGCCUCCAGCAGAGGACCCGCGCAGUGUGGCCCUGCUGGUGCCGCCAAGGACGCCACCACGUCCACCGUCGGCGACGAGACGUCGCUCGCCGUUGACGACCGUCUCGGAGCGACGGAGGCGAGUCCAUCCGUGCCGCGCGCCACGCUCGGCACGAGGUGGCCGAUGAGGAUCAACGACGCCGAGACGAACUCGAGAACGCAGAUCGACGUCCGUCAGGACGACGACGACGACGACGACGUCCGACAGAGGCUCGCGCAGUGUAGCCCGGACGAUCCCGCGCCCGGCGCCAGCAAGGGUGCCGCGCGCGGCAAAGGAGCGCCGACGACCAAGGAGAAGCGGUCGCCACGUGGGAGGAACGCCGAGGGCGACGCGCCGAGCAAGAGCGGCGACUCGCCCGAGCCUGAGCACGCGGUCGCGAGGGCUCGCGGCGACGGGAACUCCGACGACGAGUCGGCGAACGUCGAGGAGGACCCGGAACUGGCGGAGCUGGCGAAGCUGCGCUGUCCCAGCGAACGCACCGAGGUCCAGGCCGAGCGCGAGGCCCGCAGGCGGAAGAGAUGCGCCGACUAUCCCGGUCUCGCCUUCGGUUGCUCCAUAUUCUCCAGCGACACGAUGAUGAAGUUCAGUCUGAUUAAGAACGAACUGCAGAAUAUCAUGGGCAAUCAGCUGAAGCGGGCCGAGUCCGAAGUUGCCGCCUUGAACCGUCGUAUCCAAUUGCUGGAGGAGGACCUCGAGAGAUCUGAGGAGCGUCUUGCCACUGCCACUGCCAAAUUGGCAGAGGCAUCGCAAGCUGCCGAUGAGAGCGAACGCGCCCGCAAGAUUCUCGAGAACCGCAGCUUGGCGGACGAAGAGCGCAUGGACGCCCUUGAGAAUCAGCUGAAGGAGGCCAGGUUCCUCGCCGAAGAAGCCGACAAGAAAUACGAUGAGGUCGCCCGUAAAUUGGCCAUGGUUGAGGCCGAUCUAGAACGCGCCGAGGAGCGUGCCGAGGCCGGAGAGUCCAAGAUCGUCGAGCUUGAAGAAGAGCUGCGUGUCGUCGGCAAUAAUUUGAAGUCCCUCGAGGUCUCCGAGGAGAAGGCCAACCAGCGCGAGGAGGAAUACAAGAACCAAAUUAAGACCCUCACUACCCGUCUAAAGGAGGCUGAGGCACGCGCUGAGUUCGCGGAGAGAUCCGUGCAGAAACUCCAGAAGGAGGUUGACAGGCUCGAAGACGACCUCACGGCCGAGAGAGAGAAAAACAAAUUGCUACAGGAGGAGAUGGAGGCCACCCUGCAUGACAUCCAGAACAUGUAGAUCGUGUGUCUUUCGCGGUGGACAAAAACACAUAACGCGAAAACGUUUAGGGAGCGAGAAACAUCCGAGAAAGAGAAAGAGAGAGAGAGAGAGAGAGAAUUAGCAGAACGGCGGCAACGAGAAGUGAACGAGAAACGAAACGCCGCCGUUACGGCGCGAGCGCUUCGUGUGUGGUGCACACCUUAAUAUUAACGGAUAAAAAUGCAGUCUUUAGGCUAGCCUUACACCCUCCAUUACGUCCAUCCGCAGUGCGUGUAUGUGUUGUGCGUGCCUGAGUGUACGCGAUCCGUCGCGUACGUUGCGUGUAUCUAUUUGUAUGCGCGUGACGUAAGAUAGAGACUGAUGUAGCAUGAGAGUAAAAGAGGGGAAAAUGAAAGAGCGGAGAAUAUGAGCGUGUAUGCGUGAGGAAGAGGAAGGAAGAUGCAGCACGAGAGGAUUAGUACGGCAGAAAAAGAGAGAACGAGAGAGAGAGAGAGGACGUAAAAGGGAUUGAAUGAGGAAGAAUAAGUAAUACAAGAGGACAAACGACAGGAUGGUUCCGUAAAUAAAUAAUAUGAGGUACUUGUAAUCUAAAUCGGAUUUUUAGCUUUAGAUUUUAGCUUAGUCUGCCUUUAAAUUUUAAUUCGAGGGCAAUACACAAAUCGAGGCAUGGCUGCGACCGGUUUGAGGCGUCUCCGAGCUCUCGCUCCCGCGAUUUAAAUCCGUUACGAAACUGGCCGUGGGAGGAAUACGUGAGUGGGAUUUCGAAGUAAGAGAGAGACGCAGAGUCGGAGGGAAGCGGACGGGACGAUCCGGAUUGCUCGUGCCGAGAGGAAAAGAGGAAAUUCGAUGAGACAAGUUUGAGACCAGCUUUCCCGAGCGUGUGCCAAUUAUCAUUUUGUUUUUUAUCCGCCAAAGACGACGUUUAAAUGUGAUCUAUUAUAUAAUUAUAUGUAUAUGAUAUUGUACUUACUAUAUAAUUAUAUAGUAAACUGUGCUCGGACUCGUCUAACGUGAAAUCAGCCUGAAAUCCCCAUUACUAAAUUAUUAAACGAGACUGCCGACCGAAAGGUCUUUUACAAGUGACUUUUGCGAAAAUUCUUUUUUAUCCUCACCGGUCGAGCGUCUCAUCGAAUUUGCUUCUCUCGGUGGAAAAAGAAAAAAUACGUCGCGUCGCGGGCUCCCGCUUGAGACGGGGGGGGUAAACCUCAAGUGCUCAUUAUUAUACUUUUCGCAUCGCAUUCCGCAUUCCACGCGGCUCAGCUCGCGCGAGAAGGCGCGUUUUCGUUGGUUUCUUUUGUUCGUCGGAGUUUUUCGUCGGUCGUCGUGUCGCGUCGAUCAUCUUCUCAUUGCCGCCGAUGAAAGCAAAGACGACAGCGAGCAAUAAUAACCGCGCAUUUAAGAGAAAGCCACUGCCAAACUGCCAACAAUGUUUUUUUACACAUGUACACCUUUCGUAGCGCGUCUUUGUCUCUUCGUUGUGCAAUAUUCAGAGUCAUCCAGGCAAAAUCGAGCGCGCGCCAACGCGAUACAUUGCCAUUUAUUAUAUAUCAAUGCGGUCUUUUUUUCGCACAAUCAGGGUGCAAUCGCGAGUCGUCUGGCCUAUGUAACAUACGUGUGUGCAAUGUGCGUGCAGGACGAUUUAACGUCGAGCCUAAAAAACAAUCAAUCAAUCAAUGCACAAUAUUUAAGAUACGAGCGGGCAAACAACAGACUCUUUUGUGACGCUGCAGAGCAGCUUCCCGUGCCAGCUGAGCCAUUUUCGAGAUUUACCGAUCGUGCCUGUAUAUAUUUACUAUAUAAAUAUUAACCACGGCCAAUAUAUCGAACCUCGAUGCAGGGAACGUGCUUCGUUUCGAUCGUGACAGCAAAUCAAAGAGAUCGAAGGGAUCGAUAACGAUCGUCAAGACGACGAAUAUAUUCGGAAUUAAUUGAUUAAUUAAUUACUUACUUUCACCUUGCGGCGCAUAGGUCGUCUUUAAUUAAUUAUUAUUAUUAAUUAAUGCAGAGAGAGUUAUAUCCCAUUAAUAUUACUGCUACUUCACGCCCGCCAUCGAGCAACCGCGCAGAAAUUUUCUCUUCAAAUCCUUUCCUUUCCUCCUUCUUUUGUUUUUUUAAUAGAAACACGUCUACGCCGUGUAUCUACUACCUACCUACCCCGGUGUCGUAACGCCGUUCAUGGUUAUUCUUGUAGCACUUUUCCUGCAGCAUAUUCUUGGAUGGCCUUUUGAUGUAGGAAUGUGCAUCGUCCUCUUCCCGUUUCGAUGUGUAAACGCCUGUACAUUUUAUCGUCGUGGGGUCAUUGAGCGGUCGUGAAGGUACGGAGCUACCUGAUGAUGGGAUGAGUCGCGUACGCUCGAAAGUGAUUCCCCACGACGAUGAAAUGACGGGAAUAUUUUGCCUUCUCCGUCAAAGUUCUUAUCGAUUAGUCUCUCUUCAUUAAAAUUCACUUACAUGUACAUAUCGGUACAUCUUGCUACAAUUGUAAUAUUAUUGCGCGUUAAUCGCAUGAUCUCGUAACGCGAUCACGUUACAUUAACACCGCAUUGUCGAUCAGAAUGGUAUUCCGGUUCAGAAGUUUGGACUCUCUCGGCUUGUAUAUUAUCCGCGAAAUGGAAUUAGAGCUCAGUUUGUGUGAAGAUGAUGAUGGACCAUGCAAUACAGUGACACAUGUGCGUCAUCGAAAGGCCACCCAAAGAGACCCAGCGCGACCGCGUUUGUUCUCCAAGUUGGCGCCGCCACGAGCGAGCGUUCACCGAAAAAGCAAGAAAGUAAUCGCGAAAAGCACAACUACACGAGACUACACGUCCCAUCGUUGAGUUUUGUUAGCCCCGUUUUUUUUCUUUUUUGAAUAGUAAUACCGAAAUUAUGGAAACGCAGAUAUAUACUUGAGUUUAUGAGAGAGAAAGAGAGAGAGUGAGAGAGAGAGAGAGAGUUUUAGUUUAUUAAUUUACUUAAUAUUAAUGAAUGGAAUGAUAAUAACACUAAUAUCAUUGUAAUAAUAAUGAUUAUUAUAUAUUACUAUUAUUAUAAAACUGUUUAUAAUAUAUAUUUUAAUUUUGAAAAAGAGUGUGUUUGUUUUCGUUGUGUUUUCAUUUCUUUUUUAUUUAUUUCACCUGCGCUGAUGUUAAUCCUCCACCGUUAACAUAAUUACUGUCCACGCGACGUAACACUGUGGCCGCCUUGUUGUUGUUAGAGUUACAGUAACAAGCAUGACAAGCGAGGACAAGUGUGGUACGUAUGCCAUAUAAUUUUUACGGUGAGUAAAAACUGCUUAAUCCGAUUUCGCUACUUAAACGCAUGACAGAAAUCUCACGUGUAAUAUCCCUAUAAACUUGACGAUUGUCUCUCAUCUCUGUUGUAGGGCAAUUACUAUUUCACAGAUGUGCCUUUCCGAUCAUUUGCGCAGUCUUUUAUCGAUACUGAUAACAUCCUUGCGUUAUCAAUAUCUAUCGUAGAUAGAACACGUGUUAUCGAUUGCAGUAUCGAUUCUUCUCGCAUCGUGGCAAGAAGCUAAAAUUGAAGAUUGCAAUUUAUAAUCGAGUAACAUAAUUUUUUAAAAACAUGCGAAAUUUAUUUCAAGUUGAAAAAACAAUGUUAAGGAUUAAGGGUGUAAGUUGAAGGUAUAUAUGAUAGCUAAGAGAUUUAGGAAAAAUGGUACAGAAUUAUUGGAAUAACAAUUAUAAGUCGCACGUUAAGAUUCAUAAUUUACCCAGACUGUCGACUCUCAGGCUUCAUUACUUUCACUGCCAUCCUGCUUGGCCAGUCCGCCACACCGAGUGCUUGCUCAGCGAUUUACACAAUUUUAACACAACAUUUCUCACGUUUCUUUCCUCGGCACCGUUCUUCAUUAUUUCGGUACUGCACACUUUCGCACUACACCAUUAUACCGCAGGUGACGCGUAACUGCGUAGCGGCUAACGUUGCGAAUGCUUGCAGAUGAGAUGGUGACCGAAAAGGAGAAAUUCAAGGAGGUCGGGGACGGCCUGGAUAAUGCGUUCUUUGAACUCUACGGCGUUUAACGCGGCGUACUAACCAUCCUCCUAAAUCGCUACGACAAAAUAAAAAGCAAACAAACGAACCCUUCUUACAAAUCUAGCUUGCACUUUAACACGUAUGCCACGAACUCGUCCACGAGAAGGAGAAGUACAAAUACAUCUGCGACGACCUGGACCUCACCUUCACCGAAUUGGUUGGUUAAACCAAUGGCUGUAUCGGCCAUCGAACGUCCGCACCCGCUGUCGAAUUCUGUCACCGUGCACCAGCAUCCCGCGUGCGAUCCGGUCGCGGUCGACCUGCGACAACGGCCAUCCGAUGCGUACACUUUUGUUAUCGUAAUUAAACUCAGUGUAUUAUAAAAUACGUUCCGCGUGAUCAACGUGCUCUCUCUCGGUUUUUCUAUUUACCAGCGAGAUUCCACUUUCUGCGCUUUCGGCUUUCUCAGCAGCCGCGAUUAUUUAUUUAUUUAUUUCUUCCUUUCGAAAACGCCGCUUGAUAAAUUGAAAUUACAGAUAUACGCAAUUUCUCCCGAGCGUAGUAAGCUGCAUUACGCUGCUUUGGCGACUACGCACGCGCGGUAAGUAGAGCAAAAAAGAGAAAAGUAACGGUCCGACACCUGUACGUGUCAUCAAUAAAACAUCAUUGGCUUCUGAAAUUUAUCUCGAUGAUUCUGCGUCAUAACAUACAUAAGUGAUGCGACUUGAUACUUGCGCAUUGUACAAGACCACUUUUGUUUCGAGUACUCCAGAGAAGAGAUUAAAUAAAAUAUCGGAUAGUAUUUAA
Messenger RNA from Ooceraea biroi (clonal raider ant), 6296 nucleotides. RefSeq names its product tropomyosin 1 (gene Tm1). NCBI's taxonomy places the organism in Eukaryota, Metazoa, Arthropoda, Insecta, Hymenoptera, Formicidae. The record is from RefSeq and is a predicted model, not a curated record.